Molecule: messenger RNA, 744 nt
Organism: Hyalella azteca
Lineage: Eukaryota; Metazoa; Arthropoda; Malacostraca; Amphipoda; Hyalellidae
Gene: Sf3b6
Product: splicing factor 3B subunit 6
Exons: 4
Coding region: 335-709 (124 amino acids)
Cellular component (GO): nucleus; ribonucleoprotein complex; cytoplasm
Molecular function (GO): mRNA binding
Source: RefSeq, a predicted model, not a curated record
CUCAAAUGUGACCGCGACUGAAAGUCUGAAACGUUUGUUUACAAUCUUACGAUCCCUGCAUUACUCAGGAAUCAGGAUUACUGGCGAAUACUGAUCAGUGUGACACUGGAGUUUGAAGGAACUUUGCAUUUCACUGUAACCUGUAGUCAUACCAUUUGACUUAUUCUCGGACCACAUAGCCUUGUAUACAAGAUGUUACAGUAAUUAUCUACUUGAUUUGUUUUGAGAUAAAGUAGCGUGCACUUCUCAGUCAAAUAUACCAUAUAUACGCAUAAUUUGUAAUAGUUAAUUGACCUGUGGGCUGUAAUCACCUCACAAGAAUUGGGAAUUUACAAUGGCAUUGGCACAAAAACGUGGUCAGGUUCGACUACCACCGGAAGUCAACCGAAUAUUGUACAUCAGAAAUCUCCCCUACAAAAUCACGGCUGAAGAGAUGUAUGACAUAUUUGGCAAAUACGGAGCAAUAAGACAAAUACGAGUAGGCAACACCCAGGAGACGAGAGGGACAGCAUUUGUAAUUUACGAAGAUAUUUUUGAUGCCAAGAAUGCAUGUGAGCACCUCUCUGGCUUCAAUGUCUGCGGCCGGUAUUUGGUGGUCCUCUACUACCAAGCUAACAAAGCAUUCAAAAAGAUGGAUCUGGUGAAGAAGCAGGAAGAGUUGGACAAAACAAAAGCAAAGUACAACAUAAAUUUGAACAACUCUGCAUAAGUACACAUUUUCCUGAGAAUAAAUUUAGAAUAAUU